CCGUACCAGACACCGAUUACACAGACCGUACCCGACACCGAUUACACAGACCGUACCAGACACCGAUUACACAGACCGUACCAGACACCGAUUACACAGACCGUACCAGACACCGAUUACACAGACCGUACCCGACACGAUUACACAGACAGUACCUGAUACCGAUUACACAGACCGUACCAGACACCGAUUACACAGACCGUACCAGACACCGAUUACACAGACACCGAUUACACAGACCGUACCAGACACCGAUUAAACAUACCAUACCCGACACCGAUUACACAGACACCGAUUACACAGACAUCGAUUACACAGACCGUACCAGACACCGAUUACACAGACCGUACCCGACACCGAUUACACAGACACCGAUUACACAGACCGUCCACGACACCGAUUACACAGACACCGAUUACACAGACCGUACCAGACACCAAUUACACAGACACCGAUUACACAGACCGUACCAGACACCAAUUACACAGACACCGAUUACACAGACCAUACCAGACACCGAUUACACAGACCGUACCAGACACCGAUUACACAGACCGUACCAGACACCGAUUACGCAGACCGUACCAGACACUGAUUACACAGACAGUACCCGACACUGAUUACACAGACAGUACCCGACACUGAUUACACAGACAGUACCAGACACUGAUUACACAGACCGUACCAGACACUGAUUACACAGACCGUACCAGACACCGAUUACACAGACCGUACCGACACCGAUUACACAGACACCGAUUACACAGACCGUACCAGACACCGAUUACACAGACCGUACCAGACACCGAUUACACAGACCGUACCAGACACCGAUUACACAGACCGUACCAGACACCGAUUACACAGACCGUACCCGACACCGAUUACACAGACACUGAUUACACAGACCGUACCAGACACUGAUUACACAGACCGUACCCGACACCGAUUACACAGACACUGAUUACACAGACCGUACCAGACACUGAUUACACAGACCGUACCAGACACCGAUUACACAGAGAGUACUGACACCGAGAAAACAAACUGUUGUUUGCAGCACUAUCAUUUGGACUUGGAGUCAAUUCCAUUUAAAUUCCAGUCAAUUCAUGAAGUACAUUGACAUUUAAAUUCUAAAUCCAAUUCUCUUCAAUGAGGAAAAUUAGGAAUUUUACUUUCUGAAUUGACCUCAACAGUGCUACUAUUCCUCUUCUGCUUGACCCGUUGUAUGAGAGCAGAGUGGAUGGACCAAACGCCUUGGAUAGGUACAAUUGAAUCAGAACACUGUGAUGACAACAGUUGAGUUGUACUUAAUACUAUUACAUCGAGAACCUGAACGAUUUGUGAACAUGGACAUCAUAUCACACUUUACCAUCAGCUGGUGGUUUUAUUCAUUUUAUUUAACCUUUAACUAGUCAAGACAGUUAAGAACAAAUUAUUAUUUACAAUGACGGCCUACCCCGGCCAAAACCUUUCUUAACCCGGACGACGCUGGGCCAAUUGUGCACCACCCUAUGGGACUCCCAAUCACGGCCGGUUGUGAUACAGCCUGGAAUCGAACCAGGGUCUGUAGUGACGCUUCUAGCACUGCGAUGCAGUGCCUUAGACCACUGCGACACUCGGGAGCCCUUGUGUUGUUUAUGAAGACAAGGGAAUUCCCUACGGGCCCUGGUCAAAAGGGCAUCGUAUCCCCUACGGGCCCUGGUCAAAAGGGCAUCGUAUUCCCUACGGGCCUUGGUCAAAAGGGCAUCAUAUUCCCUACGGGCCCUGGUCAAAAGGGCAUCGUAUUCCCUACGGGCCCUGGUCAAAAGGGCAUCGUAUUCCCUACGGGCCCUGGUCAAAAGAGCAUUGUAUUCCCUACGGGCCCGGGUCAAAAGAGCAUCGUAUUCCCUACGGGCCCUGGUCAAAAGGGCAUCGUAUUCCCUACGGGCCCUGGUCAAAAGGGCAUCGUAUUCCCUACGGGCCCUGGUCAAAAGGGCAUCGUAUACCCUACGGGCCCUGGUCAAAAGGGCAUCGUAUACCCUACGGGCCCUGGUCAAAAGGGCAUCGUAUACCCUACGGGCCCUGGCCAAAAGGGCAUCGUAUUCCCUACGGGCCCUGGCCAAAAGGGCAUCGUAUUCCCUACGGGCCCUGGUCAAAAGGGCAUCCUAUUCCCUACGGGCCCUGGUCAAAAGGGCAUCGUAUUCCUUACGGGCCCAGGUCAAAAGGGCAUCGUAUUCCCUACGGGCCCUGGUCAAAAGAGCAUCGUAUUCCCUACGGGCCCUGGUCAAAAGGGCAUCGUAUUCCCUACGGGCCCUGGUCAAAAGGGCAUCGUAUACCCUACGGGCCCUGGUCAAAAGGGCAUCGUAUACCCUACGGGCCCUGGUCAAAAGGGCAUCGUAUACCCUACGGGCCCUGGCCAAAAGGGCAUCGUAUUCCCUACGGGCCCUGGCCAAAAGGGCAUCGUAUUCCCUACGGGCCCUGGUCAAAAGGGCAUCGUAUUCCCUACGGGCCCUGGUCAAAAGGGCAUCGUAUUCCUUACGGGCCCAGGUCAAAAGGGCAUCGUAUUCCCUACGGGCCCUGGUCAAAAGAGCAUCGUAUUCCCUAUGGGCCCUGGUCAAAAGGGCAUCCUAUUCCCUAUGGGCCCUGGUCAAAAGAGCAUCGUAUUCCCUACGGGCCCUGGUCAAAAGUAAUACAAGGGAAUAUGGUGCCAUCUAGGAUGCAACCAAGGAUAGAAAAAUAGAGCAGAGAGUUGAAGUGCCAUCAUUUAAUAGAGUUAAUAGUAACACAUCUGAACAAAGUCAACCUGAACCAGAAGUAUAAUGUAACCAGCUCAUCUGAUCCAUCUACAGGGUCACAUUGAUUAGUGCACACCGUUUCAAAACGUAGCAAAAAAAAACAUUUGGCAACAGGAGAAAAAA
Molecule: messenger RNA, 2900 nt
Organism: Oncorhynchus kisutch (coho salmon)
Lineage: Eukaryota; Metazoa; Chordata; Actinopteri; Salmoniformes; Salmonidae
Product: collagen alpha-2(I) chain-like
Exons: 1
Coding region: 1515-2672 (385 amino acids)
Source: RefSeq, a predicted model, not a curated record